Messenger RNA from Anopheles stephensi (Asian malaria mosquito), 1175 nucleotides. Its product is annotated as protein D3-like. The transcript is spliced from 2 exons. NCBI's taxonomy places the organism in Eukaryota, Metazoa, Arthropoda, Insecta, Diptera, Culicidae. The record is from RefSeq and is a predicted model, not a curated record. The coding region runs from base 371 to 1063 and encodes 230 amino acids.
AGUGCGGGCCGCGCAUUCACGCAAACCAACAUGCUUUAGUGUUGUGCUGUGUGUUUGAUCGGGUCCCACACUCGGGUCCACCAGCCAAACCGGUAACGCUGGAGCGCGACAACAAAUGCAACGCCACUUCGCCACACUUGACUGACCAAUACACGAAACAAAACAAAACAAAAAAAAAACCCCCACCCCGAAGCCAAACAUCACGCUAUCUCGUCUGCUGCUGGCUUUUGGAGUGGAGAAGAUUAUUGCGUACGUUCCAUCAGUCAGUCAUCCUACGGAGGAGAAACGGCUUUGUGUGACACAUCUGAUAGCGCAUCAUCGCGGCGAGUGAUAAGAACGAUUUCAAGUGACUAUUACAAGCGCAGCGGAGAUGCCGCGUACAACGUUGAUAGUUGCGAUCGGGCUGUGUUUACUGCUGGACGGCAUUUGGACUGCAGACAGCGACAGUAGCACUACCAGCGCCAGUGACGCAACGACGACAACCUCCAAAAUGGCCGAGGUGCAACAGGUUUUCGCGCAGCACGAGGUGAUUCCCGACGUGAUUGAUGCUGCACCGAAAGAGUUUGCCAAGAUCACGUACCCGAGCGGUGUAACCGUGGACGGUGGUAACGAGUUGCGGCCGACGCAGGUGAAGGAUCAGCCGCGUGUCGAGUGGACGGCAAAACCGGACGCCUACUACACCCUCUUCAUGGUUGACCCGGACGCACCGAACCGCAAGGAGCCAAAGUUCCGCGAAAUUGGCCACUGGCUGGUGGGUAACAUUCCCGGCACCAAGGUGGAGGACGGUGAUCAUAUGUACGCGUUCGUUGGCUCCGGACCACCGAACGGGUCCGGGCUGCAUCGGUACGUGUUUCUGGUGUACGAGCAACCGGCCGGACGGAUCGACUUUAGCCAGGCUCCACGCGUCUCGAACCGCAGCCGUAACCAUCGGGUCAACUACAAGCACCGUGAGUUUGUGAAGCAGUACGGGCUCGGCGAGCUGGUGGCCGGAAACUUCUAUCAGGCACAGUACGAUGACUACGUCCCGACGCUGCACGCUCAGCUAUCGUCCGGAACCGAGUAGCGAUGAUAAGCCGGGGCCGGUUUUACUCUAAGAUGGCAAUUUAUGGUGGAUUGUGAGGGAUUUUGUAACGACAACAAAAAGAGUGCGAAUACAAACAUGCUGACAGCACUUG